AUGCAUGACCGUGACUUCGUCAAGGAAUUCAAUGUUAUUAUAGAGCAGUACAAAAUGUCGCCCUUUGGAUUCAGACUUAGAAAAACAGGAAAUAUUUUGAAACUUGUGGAGUAUAACGGUUUGUUGUAUAUUGACAACGAUAAUUUACUUAAGAUUGUUAAUGAGCUAUUAGGCCCAAAUAUACCUGAUGAAAUGAGAGAAUACCUUCCUAAGAUCACAUUUUCGGAGAUUAUAUCCGUCGAAGCACAAAAGUUCAAGGAAUCUUACAGAUUGACAUGUGUCCAAUUUGUUGAUCAUUUGUUCUUCAGCAAAUGUUGUGAGUGGCUUAGGGACCGAGAAGAGUGCCACAGAGUGUCUGGCAUUGAUGAUCUCUUCUUCAACCCAAUGCAGCAGGACAAUGGUCCGAAUAAGUUCUACUUUAAUUCUUUUAACGACAAGUGUGUAGGCAUUGAUGAAAUGUUUCCGUUCAGGGAAAUAUGGAAGUUUGAUAAUUUAGGCGUACCGCAGAAGUUGACAAAUGAGAAUCGCAGAGAACCUUUCUAUUCAAGAGAUCUCUCUAUAAAUCAACGGCCCAGGGGCAAGCAAAUGAACCUAUCAAGAGAGUGUUUAAAAGAACGACCCUAUGUUUGUGAGGUGCCGCUGUGUGAACGAGCAUUCAAGAGAUACGAACAUCUAAAAAGACAUAUGAAAAUGCACACUGGGGAUAGACCGUUUAAAUGUACCUUUCCCGGAUGCAAUAAGAGCUUUUCGCGCUCCGAUAACCUGACUCAGCACAUGAAGACACACUCAAUAGGAAUGAAGCAGAGCGAGCGUAUCUACUUUAAA
Molecule: messenger RNA, 825 nt
Organism: Vittaforma corneae ATCC 50505
Lineage: Eukaryota; Fungi; Microsporidia; Nosematidae
Exons: 1
Cellular component (GO): nucleus; cytoplasm
Molecular function (GO): RNA polymerase II cis-regulatory region sequence-specific DNA binding
Source: RefSeq, a predicted model, not a curated record